AUGCGCUUCGGUUAUAUUCAUUUAUUUCAGGUCGUCCUGAUCCUCUAUAGCUUCACGACAAUCUCUUCCAAAUUGGAGUUUACCAACAUCAAAUGCAUUUCCCACGAUCCCGAGUUUUCCGACUUUGAAUAUUGCCAUCUAAAGUCGGUGAAUCGGAGCUAUAAAUACUUAUCCGUUAAAGUGAAACUUUAUAAAAUUCCCAUCACCAAAAUUAAAAUAAACUUUGCAUUGUUCAAAAGAUCUAAUGGAUAUAAGCCUCUUCUGUACAACAUUACUGCGGAUGCCUGUAGAUAUCUGAAAAAUCCUAAAUCUAACCCAGUGCUGACAUAUAUGUACGGAUUUUUCAAAGCACACUCCAACAUGAAUCAUUGUUGCCCUUUCGAUCACGACCUCAUUGUGGAUAAACUUACUACCGACUUCUUUAAUACGCGUUUAACGGAGUUGUUACCAUUUCCUGAGGGCGAAAUACUCUUUAAAUCGCACUGGUUUGCCUAUGAUAUUCUGCGAGCAUCGGCAAGCAUUUAUUUUACAUUAUCUUGA
Molecule: messenger RNA, 540 nt
Organism: Drosophila takahashii
Lineage: Eukaryota; Metazoa; Arthropoda; Insecta; Diptera; Drosophilidae
Source: RefSeq, a predicted model, not a curated record